AGAGAUCUCUGUGGAAAGUCUCCAGUACACAGGCCCACAAGAAGCCCUGUGGCUGCUGGGGACCCCACUUUAGUCUGAGGGUUCUCUGGCUGUUCCAGGGAACCCCAGGUGCCACCAACUACUCAACCUGAGGACUGUGCCCAACAGACACCUCAACUAGAGUCUCAAGGAUGAACACCCCCUCUGAGGUCAAGAAGGAUCUGCUGGGAGUUGCAGAACACCUGAGGCCAUCAGAGCCCAUCACCUUGGGGCCAGGGGCAUCUGCCUGGCAGCUGGUCUUGAAGAAGAUCAAGGAGUUGUCCAUCUCGGGCCGCCAAGAUGCCUUCAUGGUGGCUGACCUGGAUGUGCUGGUCAGCCGCCAUCGGACCUUCCUCCAGGCCCUGCCCAGAGUCCAGCCCUUCUAUGCAGUCAAGUGUAACAGCAACCCCUGGGUGCUGCUCGUCUUGGCUGCCCUGGGCACCGGCUUUGACUGUGCCAGCCAGGGAGAGCUGGAACAAGUGCUGGGCUUGGGCGUGGCCCCCUCCAGAAUCAUCUUCGCCAACCCCUGCAAGGCCGUCUCCCACAUCCAGUUCGCAGCCCGCUGUGGGGUGCAGCUUCUGACCUUCGACAAUGAGGAGGAACUGAUUAAGCUGGCCCGGUACCACCCGAGGGCUAGGCUGGUUCUCCGGAUACAGACCCUGGACAGUCAAAGCACCUUCCCUCUGCACACCAAGUUUGGAGCCCAUCUGGAGGCAUGUGGACACCUGCUCCAGGUUGCCAGAGAGCUGGGGUUGGCUGUGGUGGGGGCCUCCUUCCACGUGGGUUCCGACUGCCACACACCUGAGAGCUACAGACAGGCCAUCGCUGACUGCCAUCGUGUGUUUGAGAUGGGCUGCAAGGCUGGCCACCACAUGAGCCUCCUGGAUCUUGGAGGGGGCUUCCCAGGAGUUAAGGGCUCUGAAGCCAAAUUUGAGGAGGUGGCGAGAGUGAUCAACACUGCCCUGGCCCAGUACUUUCCGGAGGAGACCGGUAUCGAGGUCAUUGCAGAGCCUGGCCGCUUCUAUGCGGGGUCCGUGUGCACAGCUGCUGUGAAUAUCAUAGUCAAGAAGUCUUCCCUAGAUCCAGGAGGCCACAGGAAGCUGGCAUACUACCUUAAUGAGGGCCAUUAUGGAGUCUUCCGACUCUUCCUCAGGGACCCUGUCCCCAGGAUACCCAUAGUGGUGAAGGAGUUCCCCUCGGAGCCCCCACUCUUCCCCUGCACGCUUUAUGGCCCCACCUGCGAUGCCUAUGACCGGCUUUUUUCGACAGAGGUUCAGUUGCCAGAGCUGGAUGUAGGUGACUGGCUGAUUUUCCCUGACAUGGGUGCCUACAGUAGCUCCAUGAGUUCCACCUUCAAUGGCUUCCCGAUCGCAACUGUCUAUGAUGCCAUGAGCCCCCAACUCAGGAGCCUACUGGAGACAGUACCUUAGGCCAGGACAUGGCCAGAAUGAAGAGGAGUCAGACACCCAGUAUGAUAUGCCCACUGGGGAAAGCUUACUGUGAGAGGCCUAUGGGGUUGGUCCUUGGGGGAAAUGAGGCCUGGCCUCUUCUGCACUGAUGAGACCCUUUUAUACGUUGAAAAGAGUUUUCUUUUUAAAGUAAGCUUGAAGUACCAGAUGACUGUACUGGGUAGCUUGGCAUCCCUUCUGGCUCUCGAUCUCCUAGACUAUAGGACCCCCAUGGAGAAUGGGUGAGACAAGGAAGGCCAGAUUUGUGCUGACACAUGAGCUAGUCACCUUAAUCUCAAAAAAGACUGGGUCCCCUGGGGAAGGAUACUAACAAAAGGGUACCUAGGAGUGCUUCAGGAUGAAGUGAGGUGGGGAGUGACCCCAGGGGGAAAGCCACUAACUCCUGUGUGCUUUCUAAACUUUGCCUGACGAAGCUUUCUGGGAUGCACAGUCUCUGCCAAGGCUUUCAAGACCUGUCCAGUUGUGUCACAGCCCAGCUCUACCGUCUGAGCAUCCUUGAACGGAAGAGAAUCCCCCACCAUGAGACAUCCAGUGGAAGGUGUGGGCUGCUGACUCCACCCAUGAAUGUGGGAAAGGCUCAGUCUUCAAGACAGUGUGGUGCUCAUUUGGCCUCUCCACAGCUUGCAACUUAGGAGUGGAAAUAUUAAUAUCUAUCUAUCAAAGGGGUUUCAAAAUACAGGUAUAUUGGGCUUUGGCGGAAAAAAAAACUGUACUUAGAUGC
Messenger RNA from Mus musculus (house mouse), 2208 nucleotides. It is a transcript of the gene Ldc1, whose product is annotated as leucine decarboxylase 1. Gene Ontology annotation, molecular function: catalytic activity. Lineage: Eukaryota; Metazoa; Chordata; Mammalia; Rodentia; Muridae. The coding region runs from base 171 to 1448 and encodes 425 amino acids. Gene Ontology annotation, biological process: polyamine biosynthetic process. The record is from RefSeq and is marked validated. The transcript has 10 exons.